AGAGAGAGAGAGGUAGUCGUGGAACAGAGUGCGGAGGGACGGUCGGUCGUGGAAUCCAGCCUUGCAGCUGGAGGAAGGAAGGAGAGGAAAAUGGAGAAUGACGGAAAACACUGAAUGAUGAGGCUGUGAAAGGGCUAUAGCUGAUAGAUAGAUAACUACGCACAGGUAAUGAAUACACCAGCGUGGUAAGAUAUACAUAGGAUUUAUCAGACUUGAAUUUGCACCGCGUCGGCUUAACCCGUUGUAGCCAGGUGAGAAUUAACAGCUAGGCUACCUCCUCUCUUUAGCAAUAACGGAUCAAACGGAGACAGAAGAUGGGCUGCGUCUGUGACGCCACCGAUGCCGCCCGGACGCAAUCCGGGGACCGACCGGGAGACGUCGUCGCACUGGCGCCCCACUUUUAGAUGGCGCCGACAUUUGGGGUGCACUCGGAAAACAGGUGUCAGGGAAGUGUCGUCACGAACCCCGGAAGCCGGAGGUGUGAGCCUCUUCAUCAGAGAGCAAGAUGGCAGCGAAAUCCGAUGGUCGGGGGGUCGUCCGGGGAUUCGCCCAGCUGCACAACCUGGACGAGGUGGUGGGGACCGGCGAGGGCGACCCGAGGGAAGGCAGCUCCUUCCACAUCUGCCACUGCUGCAACACCUCGUCCUGUUACUGGGGCUGCCGGAGCGCCUGUCUGCAUUACCUCCGCGGCAAGGGGAAGGGGAAAGGCGGGGGAGGAGAAGGGGACGCAGGGCCGGGGCGGCCGUCGCAGGAGGAGCGCCUCUGGCUGGACUGUCUGUGGAUCAUCCUGGCCCUGUUCGUGUUCUUCUGGGACGUGGGGACAGACCUGGCGCUGGCCAUCGACUACUACCACAAGCAUGACUACCUCUGGUCCGGACUCACCCUCUUCUUGGUUCUGGUGCCCUCAGUGCUGGUCCAGAUCCUGAGCUUCAGGUGGUUCGUGCAGGAUUACACCGGGGGCGGUCUGGGCUCUGUGGAAGGGCUGAGCAACCGGAGAGCUACGGCAGGGCUGAGAGCACAGGGAAGGGACAGGUGCUGCCUACUCUCUGUGUGGCUGUGGCAGAUCCUCAUACACAUCUUCCAGAUGGGACAAGUAUGGAGGUAAGAUGAACUGAAGGGUGAUGUCUGUCUGUCUGUCUGUCUGUCUGGGUGCCUACUGACACCACCACAUGAGACCAAAACGCAGUGUGUUACACCCACCACCCUGUGAAACCUAUCCACUACCCUCCCCCCCCCUCCUCCUCUCUUCCUACUCUCCACUGAUUGCGUGUUUCUCUGUGUCACCUGGGAUAACCUCUGGUACAUGAUGAACACACAAGCAGCAGUGAAUGUGUCUGUCGGGUCUGAUGUGAGUGUCUGAAAAUGGCCACUGCUUUCAACAAUAGCCUGUAUCUGGGGUUUUUUUUUCUGUCAGCUUUUCACAUGAGGGAUUCUUGUUUUUUGGGGUUUUGCUUGCACCUUCCCCCAUCACACCCCCCCCACC
Molecule: messenger RNA, 1483 nt
Organism: Salvelinus fontinalis (brook trout)
Lineage: Eukaryota; Metazoa; Chordata; Actinopteri; Salmoniformes; Salmonidae
Product: XK-related protein 6-like
Exons: 1
Coding region: 506-1105 (199 amino acids)
Biological process (GO): phosphatidylserine exposure on apoptotic cell surface; apoptotic process involved in development; engulfment of apoptotic cell
Cellular component (GO): plasma membrane
Source: RefSeq, a predicted model, not a curated record